AUGUGGCAGACGCGGCCUGCGCACGUGGCGUGUACAACAACAAGAUCUGUUCGGGCCACGGGACGUGCAACCCGCGCAACUUGUGCGAGUGCGACGCGCGCCACUUCGGCUUCGACUGCUCGCAGACGCUGUCCGCUGGGGCCGGCGUGGGUGGCUCCUGCGCGAGCGACGGACGAUGCGCACUACCCCGUCGAGUGCUCGAACAAGGGCGUGUGCGACUACGAAGAGGGCUCCUGCACCUGCGACGAAGGCUUUGUGGGCUCCGCGUGCCAGCGGCUGGAGUGCCCCAAUGCCUGUGCCGGCGCAGGCCGGUGUUUGUCGCUGAAAGAGCUGUCGGCAACGUAUGCAGUAGGGUCGGAGCCGCUCUAUGAUAGUGUAUGGGACGCCGAGAUGAUCUACGGAUGCAAGUGCCGCAAGGGCUACCACGCCUACGACUGCUCGCUGCGGUCUUGUCCUCGCGGUGAUGACCCGCUGACUACGGGUCAAAAGAAUGAGGUGCAGAUUGUGCAAUGUACGGCGACUGGAGGGUCGUUUUUCCUCUUCUUCAAUGGGCAGGGUGCACAAGUUCCCUAUGAUGCCGCGCUCGACCAGUUCCAGAGCAUUCUCGCGACAAUCCCAGGUUUUCCCCAAGUGAAGGUCACAUUCGGCGGGACAGCGAAGACGGUUUGCAGCAGUGCGACGGCAAACGCCAUUUUAAUCGAGUUCAUCUACGAUUUCGGGCCGCAACCUCCGAUUAAAGUCAUGGGGACGCUGAAGGGCGUCGCUUAUCUCACAGGAGGCAGCGUGUUCGCGACAUCUGCAGGCGGCAUCUUGGCUGGCAGAACUUCGGUUCAAGGAUCAAAGGAAUGGGAGUUCUGCAGCAAUCGAGGCGACUGCAACUAUGAAACCGGUCAGUGCGUGUGCUUCCUUAACCCCAUGCCGGGCUAUCGGUCCAGCGACGGAUAUGGAAAUCCAGGAGCGCGCGGCGACUGUGGCUGUGCCAACGACAAGAACAUGUACGGAGGAUCGAUCUUGGCCUGUGUGGGGGAGCUCGCUUGUAGCGGCCACGGCUACUGCACGGGCUCGCCAUCGUUCAAAUGCGUUUGCGAGAAGGGAUGGACCACCGGAGACUGUUCCGCAAGAACUUGUCCUACCGGUCCGUCCUGGUUUACCGCUCCGUCAGCGAGCAAUACCGUGCACAACCAAUGGACAAUGUGUUCCGAUGUUGGAGCUUGCGACCAGACUACAGGCCAAUGUUCCUGUUACACUCCAUUUGAGGGAGCCGCGUGCGAGUUCAUGAAAUGUCCUGGUGAACCAGUUUGUAGCGGCCACGGAGAAUGCAUGAGUAUCCGACGGCUUUCGUUGGAAGCUGACGUGGACUCCCCAUCGCUUCGCUUCGACUACGGAGCCGACCCAAAUAAUGUCCAGACAUUUGACCGUGACAAUAUUCUCGGCUGCAAGUGCGACCCAGGAUACGAGGGCUACGACUGCAGCAAACGCUCCUGUCCUAGGGGCGAUGAUCCAGUGACAACCGACCAAGUGGAUGAGAUCCAGGUGUUGAAGUGUACGGCGACGGGUGGCGUCUUCCGCCUUCAGUAUCGCUCCUCAACAUCGAUCGAUAUCCCUUUCAAUGCUGGAGCUAGUGCGCUCCGUGAUAUCCUCAUGACUUCAUUCGGAUUCGAAGGUCCUGUCGUCACGUACUCCACCGGUACACAAGCCUGCACUGCUCCAGCAUCCCCAGCCAAUAUCAUCACUAUCACAUUCCCAGUAGAUCACGGCGAUAUUCCACCGCUGCGAGCUGUCACGACAGAUCUCACCUCAACUGGUGGGGCCAUGAGCUUCGUCACCGCGGACAACGGGGUUGCUAUCGGUGGGGUUGCAAGUCAACGGGGUACCAAGGAAAACGCAGUCUGCUCCAACAGAGGCUACUGCAAUUACCUACAAGGAACCUGCACGUGCGCGUUCGGAUAUGGCAGUAGCGAUGGCCGUGGGAACCGCGGGAACAGGGACGACUGCGGCUACAUAUUGCCCAAGGUCAAGUACAUAGCUCAGGAAUAA
This is a messenger RNA of Phytophthora sojae, 2037 nucleotides long. RefSeq lists its product as hypothetical. The record is from RefSeq and is a predicted model, not a curated record. The transcript has 9 exons. NCBI's taxonomy places the organism in Eukaryota, Oomycota, Peronosporomycetes, Peronosporales, Peronosporaceae. The coding region runs from base 1 to 2037 and encodes 678 amino acids.